Pseudonaja textilis is the source of this 2983-nucleotide messenger RNA. Its product is annotated as zinc finger protein 777-like. Gene Ontology annotation, molecular function: DNA-binding transcription repressor activity, RNA polymerase II-specific; RNA polymerase II cis-regulatory region sequence-specific DNA binding. Gene Ontology annotation, cellular component: nucleoplasm. Gene Ontology annotation, biological process: regulation of immune system process; regulation of cytokine production; negative regulation of transcription by RNA polymerase II. The record is from RefSeq and is a predicted model, not a curated record. Lineage: Eukaryota; Metazoa; Chordata; Lepidosauria; Squamata; Elapidae.
GAAAGGAGAAAGGAAAAAAGGAAGGAAAGAAAGAAAAGGAAUGCAGGUUUUAAAGUAAUUAAGUGAACAGUUUGUAGGUCAAGGAUUACCUCUCUUCGUUUCCAGGGAAAUGGAGGGCAAAUAAAUUUAAUAAUGAAAUUAAAAUUGGGAAGAUUCUCAUUUCCAAAUGCAGCUAAUCCGCGACUUAUGACCACAAUCGAGGCCCUCCCGCCCCCCCCAAAAAAAUUUCUGGGGUCAAAAAGCGAUACAUUUGCUAAAGGGCAUUUUGCCCCAUUUUUGCCACCUUUUCUGCCGUAGUCAUUAAGUGAAUUGUUGAACCGGCGUUAAGUGAGUCACGUGGUGGGUAAACCAGUUCAGCCUCCUCCUUUAUCAGAAGGUCACAAAAGGCGAUCACGGGACUGUGUGGCCUUCGUGAAUAUGAGCUGGUUGCCCAAUUUUGACGGUCGUAAGUGUGAAAAAACCCUUUUUGGGAGGGUGGUUGUAAUUUUGAGCAGCGACUAAACGAAGCGUCAUAAGUCAAGGACUAGUCCCGGGAGGCAUGGCGGUGCCACAAGCAGCGGCAUACUGGCAGUAUCCUCCUAAAUUUGUCCUCUCCUUUCCAAUCGUCCCCCAGCAGGCAUCGCAACGGGAUGCAGCACCCGCUCGUCAUCGUCUUCCACCGACGCCCACCGACUCCGACCAACUCUUCGACCGGGAGGACCAGGCGGCCGAGAUCGCCCUGACCUUGGUGGCUUCCUUCCAAGCCAUGGAGAAGAAGGUGGAUUCACACACCAGCCGCCUGCUGGACCUGGAAGGCAGAACCGGGACGGUGGAGAAGAAGGUUCUGGAUUGCGAGAAGACGACGGGGGAGAUCGGCGGCCAGCUGGAGAGUAAAUGGGCUGCUCUGGGGACCCUCAUUCAGGAAUACGGCCUGCUGCAACGCCGCUUGGAAAACAUGGAGAACCUCUUGAAGAACCGCAACUUCUGGAUAUUGCGCUUCCCGCCGGGCUCCAAGGGCGAGACGCCGAAAGUGCCGGUGACCUUCGACGACAUGUCGGUCUACUUCAACGAGAAGGAAUGGGAGAAACUGGAAGAAUGGCAGAAGGAACUCUACAAGAACUUGAUGAAGGGCAACCACCAGUCCUUGGUCUCUUUGGAUUAUGCCAUUUCCAAGCCAGGUGUGUUGUCCCAGACCGAGCGAGCGAGCGACUCAUGUCAUGGAGACGGUCGAGACUCGGAGGAGCAGGGGAGACUUCCUGAUGCCACAGCAGCCGGCAUCAGGGUCGUGAUCAAAACGGAAGAGCCGCAUUCUGACGAAUGUCCCGGAGACGUGGAGCCACAUCAGAUGUCUGGCAGUUCGGAGGGCGAUUUCCAGGGUCUGGACCCCGAAGCUCCCUGUGGCAGCCCCUACAGCGCUGCCACCCCACUGGGAAACUUCCCCAGCAACAACCUGGAGGAAGGAAGCGAGUACGACGUGAACUUCGGCGAGAUCAAGAGAGUUACUGUGCAGCACAGCAACUGCGCGGAUGACGGGAUCGUAAUCAAAAUGGAGGAGGAAGAAGAGGAAGAGGAGGAGGAGGAAGAAGAAGAGGAGGAAGAAGAGGAGGAGGAGGAGGAAGAGGAGGAGGAGGAGGAAGACCCCGUCAGUUUGGAGAACCGGGGGUUGUUUUCGUCCCGCGCCGAGCCACCCUGCUCGCUGGCUUGCAAUGUAGAGGUUCUCCGGGAGGAGCAGAGGGUGACCAAGCCACCCCGACCCACCGUGGGGAUCUGUGCCCCGCUUUGUGAGAGAGACAAUAGCGUUGAAACGCGGCCAGUCACACUGCAGCAGCGAAACCGGACGCGUGAGCGGCCGUACAUCUGUCCGGACUGCGGCAAGAGCUUCAUUCUGCGGAUCAACUAUAUAAUCCAUCAGCGUAACCACCUCAAGGAGGGGCCCUAUGAAUGCCACGCCUGUGACCUCAGCUUCCGCAUCAAGCAGCAAUACCUCCUGCACCAGCGGCUGCACACAGCACGGCGUGGGGUAGCUCCUCCGCCCCGCCGCGGGCAGACGUACCCUAACAAGCGUAACUUCAAGCAACAGCCUCAGCCGCCCCUGCCACCUGGCAAACCCUACAAGUGUAGCGAGUGUGACAGCAGCUUCAGCCACAAGUCGAGCUUGAGUAAGCACCAGAUCACACACGUCGGCGAGCGCCCGUACUCGUGCGGAGAGUGCCGGAAAAGCUUCCGGCUGCAGAUCUCAUUGGCCAUGCACCAGCGGGUGCACACCGGCAAAACUGAGCUCUCCUUCAUCUGUCCUCAGUGUGGGAAGGCCUUCAGUCGGCCGUCCCACCUGCUGCGACACCAGCGGACUCACACGGGUGAACGGCCAUACAAGUGCAGCCAGUGCGACAAGACGUUCAGCGAGAAGUCGAAGCUGACCAACCACUACCGGGUGCACACUCGUGAGCGGCCCCAUGCCUGCAGCGAGUGCGGCAAGGGUUUCAUCCGCAAGCACCAUCUGCUCGAGCACCAGCGUAUCCACACGGGCGAGCGGCCGUACCACUGUGCCGAGUGCGGGAAGAAUUUCACCCAGAAGCAUCACCUGCUUGAGCACCAGCGGGCGCACACGGGUGAGCGGCCGUACCCUUGUACGGAGUGCGCCAAAUGCUUCCGCUACAAGCAGUCGCUCAAGUAUCACUUGCGGACACACAUGGGGGAGUGAGGGGGCGUCCCUCUUUCCUGCCCCCCCUCCCCCAAAAGCCAGCCCCGGUAUUUGGGGAGAGAGGACUUAAUCAGGGAGAGGAUAAAGGGCGUCCUGCAGAGAUACCUACCUCUCUGCCCACUGGAGCACUAAAUCGGGGUCUCUCACUCCAAGCCAGUAAUGGGUUUCUGGCUCAACUAACCCUCAUCUCUUCCAGCACCAUAACCUUGAUGGACACAAACUAUCUUCUCCAAGCUUCUGGUUUCCUUUGCUUCCUCCCCCUUCUAUUCUUUUUGAUAAUAAAUGUGCAGCCUGAUUUAUUUG